This is a messenger RNA of Mesorhabditis spiculigera, 519 nucleotides long. The record is from the annotation of a GenBank genome assembly. NCBI's taxonomy places the organism in Eukaryota, Metazoa, Nematoda, Chromadorea, Rhabditida, Rhabditidae.
AUGAGCCGGACGACACUGAACGGGCAGAAGAAGUUGGUCAAGGCCCUUACCAUCCAAGCUUUAUUACCGCUAUUUUGUUUGUCACAAUCCGGAAUGUUUAUCUGGCAGCAGUUUAAAUUACCAUUCCACGAACACCUACCGUAUUAUGAAGAAGCCAUCUAUUUAUCAGUGGCUAUCGCUACUGUGUCGGCGCAAAGGAAAUUAGUUAAGGCGCUAACAAUUCAAGCAAUGCUCCCUUUUGCCAUGCUAACUUCAUCGCCACUAUUUUUGUGGGAGCAGUUUCAGUUACCAUUCGUCGAGUAUGUCCCCUACUACGAGGAGUGGGGAUUUUUGUCGUUGGCGUUGACCAGUGUCAUCAGCCCGCUCGUGACGAUCUACUACGUAUUACCCUAUCGACGAUGGAUCAUGAAGCUUUUCUGCAAGACUAAGCGGCUAGGGCCGACCACGGCUAAUUACGCUCCCACGAACGCCUCGACGCUGAAGGCGACGGAAGGCUCGAAUCUGAUGGAUCAAUUGAUA